AUGCCAGUGCGCCGCAGUUGUUCUUCGUUCAACAUCCUGUUGUUGACGCUGUGCGUGCUGCUGCUGCUUUGCUGCGCUGCCUUGAUGGCACUGAUGUGGGCGGACACUCGGCCACCAGACCACGAUGAGGUGGAGGCAGCGCGGCUGUACGGCGAGAUGGCGAUCACGCACGGAGUACAGUUCAGCCACGAUCUGCGCAACCACAGCAGCAUUGCCUUUAAAUCUCUGGCCUUCGACAUUCAGCAAAUGGUGCGAGAAGCAUUUAGUCACGGUGGGCUCAGCCGGCGCUUCAUGUCAUGUGAUGUCAUCAGAUUCGCUCAGGGCAGCGUGCUGGUGACCUUUGACCUGUGGUUCACGCAGAUGGUGGAUAGCCAGGAGGCAGAGCAGGAGAUGAAGGCAGGUCUAGAGGAGAGCGGAGGAUUGGUCAUCGACAGAGACAGCAUCCACAUAACCGAAAAACACGAGGAGGUGACAACUACUACAACAGAGACACCAACGACGACACUUCCUCAUCUCAUGUGUCCGUCUGUGCGUCCAGUCGCGUGUCCGCCUUACUACGCUUCCUGCUACCACUCUUCUACUUGCAUCCACAUCGACCACCUGUGUGACGGCAUUGAGGACUGCGCCGAUUCUUCUGACGAAGAUGCUGCUCGUUGUGCUACAACCUGCGACGGACAGUUUUUGCUGCUUGGGCCAACGGGGUGGUUCGCUUCAACUGCAAACAGUAGUUUCUGUCGCUGGAUCAUCAGAGUCCAGAAGGGAUUUUCCGUUCAGGUCGAUUUCCAUUGGUUUGAAAGCAGAGAGUAUGUUGACAUUGUGAGACUUUACGAAGGAGUUGGUGAUGAGAAAAAAAUGGCAGCUGAACUAUCGGGCUCCACCCCCCCUGGAACUGUGUGGCUGUUGUCCAACAAUUCCACAAUCGAGUUUUCCUCAGACAAUAUUGAACCUCUGUCGGGAUUCAAUGCCACAUUCAGUGCCAGCGACCUGUCAGGACUCUCAGAUUCGGAGAAGCUAACAUGCACUUUUGAGCGUGGCCUUUGCCUCUGGAGGCAGGAAUACGAAGACGACGGUGACUGGCUUCGGAGCAGAGGGGCCACAUUCCCACCACUCAGUGGCCCAAGUGUAGACCACACACUGGGAAACGUGUCAGGUUUCUAUUUGGUCACUCCUCAGAGUCCUGGCCAGUGGCUGAAGAGAUUCAGGAUGCACAGCCUACCAUUGAUUCCACCCUCCCAGCCCAUGUGCCUGCGCUUCUGGUAUCACAUGUUUGGAGAAGACGUCCAUGGUCUUCAAGUGUUACUACUCGGUUCAUCUCCAGAUGCUGACGUGGUGUUCCGCAGGGAUGGUAAUUAUGGUGACAAUUGGAACUAUGGACAAGUGCUCCUCAACUUCACGGCAGAAACACAGGUUGUGUUUGAAGCUCUCAAGAGAGGCGGAAUAAGGAAUGACAUUGCAUUGGAUGACAUCUCAUUGACAUCAGAGCCCUGUGGCCCUGCUCCCCCUGAGCCCACUUUAGUGCCGACUCCAACUCCUGUACCCACCAUACCAGCCGAUUGCGGCGGUCCUUUUGACUUAUGGGAGCCAAACUCCACAUUUAACUCGCCAAAUUACCCACAAUCUUACGGGAACAGAGCUCGCUGUAUGUGGACACUCCACGCUGUCCCAGGUCGAAACAUCCAAGUCCACUUCUUGGAUUUGGAUGUUGAAGAAAACUACGACAUUGUAGAAGUGCGUGAUGGAGUGGGACCCAACUCCACAUUAAUGGCCGUUCUCACUGGCAGUGGUGGACCGGACCAUGAUUUGUUUUCAACGACCAAUCAGGUGACAGUCUGGUUCUUCACGGACAGCUCAGGUCAUGGACGAGGGUUCAAAGCCAACUUCACCUCCGGGGUCAGCCUGGGUUCUCCAGAGCCAUGUGGAGUAGACCAGUUUCAGUGUCGGACAGGCAGCUGUAUCCACAAAAAUCGUCAGUGUGAUGGGACAAUUGAUUGUAGUGAUGCUUCGGAUGAAGCUAACUGUGUUGUGUUGCAGAUGAACACUUCCAGUCGUCUCCAGUUUCAGAUCGGCUCCUCUCAGUUCACUGUGUGUGCAGACACCUGGACCCCGCACCUGUCUCACUUCACCUGUCAGUACCUGGGAUACAGGUCCGGGGAGGCCACUCUGCUUCCAGCAAUGCUGGGAGAUUCACCCUUCACCAGUGUCAAACUCACCAAUAAUGGAAGUCUGGAAACAAGUGUGAGUGACAGCUGUGUUGGUAACCAGGUGAUUUCCCUUCACUGUGACAACGAACCAUGCGGUGUUCGUUUGGGUACUAAUGAGACCACGGACCAAUCGGAAAUCAUAGACGAGGAGGUCAGAGUGGUGGGCGGAGCAGAUGCUGCCGAAGGGGCGUGGCCAUGGAUGGUGUCGCUACACUGGAAUGGACGGCACGUGUGCGGUGCAACGUUGCUCGGUCACCGUUGGUUACUGACUGCCGCCCACUGUGUAUACGGGAAGGACCGCCCCCUGAGCCGGUGGUCGGCCAAGUUGGGUCUUUUAGCUCAGAGCCACGCCAGUGACACGCACUCGUUUCAAAUUGAUGGCGUGUUCAUGAACCCGCACUACAAUAGACUCAGUAAAGAGGCAGACAUCGCCAUGAUGCGCCUCAACACACCUGCAAACUUCACUGAUCUGAUCCAGCCAGUGUGUUUGCCCAAAAAUGAUCAAGAGUUUCCAGCAGGAAGAAAAUGUUGGAUUACUGGAUGGGGACGACAGGAAGAGCAGGGUUCCCUUCCAGAUGUCCUGCAGGAGGCCAAGGUUCCCCUGGUGGACCGGGCCUCAUGCCAGCGGGACUUGCCUGAAUACACUAUCACUUCAAGCAUGUUGUGUGCGGGCAUUCGAGAAGGCGGCGUCGAUUCAUGUCAGGGUGACUCCGGAGGUCCGCUCAUGUGCGAGGAGGAGGGACGCUGGACUCUGACUGGUGUCACAUCCUUCGGGAUCGGUUGCGGUCGACCUGAGAGACCUGGAGUUUACGCUAGAGUCUCGGCUUUCAUCCAAUGGAUCGCGGAAACGCGACGUUCUUAUUGAUCUUCCAUCAAGACCUUAACAAACCUCACUUCUUCUUG
This is a messenger RNA of Corythoichthys intestinalis (scribbled pipefish), 3104 nucleotides long. RefSeq names its product transmembrane serine protease 15 (gene tmprss15). The coding region runs from base 1 to 3066 and encodes 1021 amino acids. Gene Ontology annotation, biological process: proteolysis. Gene Ontology annotation, molecular function: protein binding; serine-type endopeptidase activity. The record is from RefSeq and is a predicted model, not a curated record. Lineage: Eukaryota; Metazoa; Chordata; Actinopteri; Syngnathiformes; Syngnathidae. The transcript is spliced from 27 exons. Gene Ontology annotation, cellular component: membrane.